Messenger RNA from Corylus avellana, 1317 nucleotides. RefSeq names its product Chaperone DnaJ-domain superfamily protein. Gene Ontology annotation, cellular component: cytoplasm. NCBI's taxonomy places the organism in Eukaryota, Viridiplantae, Streptophyta, Magnoliopsida, Fagales, Betulaceae. Gene Ontology annotation, biological process: protein refolding. The record is from RefSeq and is a predicted model, not a curated record.
CCAGCGGUCCCCUCUCUUUUACCCCCAAAAGUUCCAACCUCAGACCGGAGUGGGGGGAGUGAGGAAAAGCAAAUGAGUGGGCGAUAAUGCAAUCGCACCUCUUACUGGUGGGACCCGCCCCCAUAAACGGCUCCUCCGGCACUGGCUAUGGCUUCGGCUUCUCCUACGCCGUCGAUUCCACUAAUCCCACCGCCUCUACAUGGCCCACCACCCGACCCCGACACCGACGUCGCUGCACACUGGUAGUCUCAUCAUCGGCGUACGAAAUCAACGGCUCACAGGACCACUACGCCGUUCUGGGGCUCUCACGGAAUGCCACUUCCGCUCACGUCAAACGGGCUUAUCGCCUUCUCGCCCGUAAGUACCAUCCUGAUGUGAGCAAGGAUUCGCAAACUGGUGAGGUGUUCAAGAGCAUCUAUCGUGCAUACGAAGUACUAUCUAAUGAAGCAACAAGGACUCAGUAUGACCAAGAACUCAAAUUUCAAGAAGAUACUGGCAGGCCAUAUGGAUGGAAAUGGAAUCACAGCCCAGAAUCUGAAGACAGGGCAAGGAUUUAUAGGUGGGCUGCACUGAGGCGGAAAAUGCAAUAUGAGAGAUAUUGGGAACGCUAUAAUGUCAGUGAGGAGUAUUCCUCUAGUGAUGAAGCAGAAGAGGUGGUUGAAGAAGGAAAUACAGAUGAGAGAGGCCCCUUCACCGAAGUGCUUAGAUCUGCCUUUAUGUCUUUAUUUUUAUUGCAGACUUUUGGAUCCAGAUUGUCUCUCACCUUUAGUAGCAUCAUGGCCUUGUUUGAUAGGAAGUUGGAUGUUGGGUAUAAGAUUGGUUAUGUAAUUGCCUGGAUUUUGGGUGGGAGGGGUGGCGUUUUGCUGACUUUGUGCCUCUCAUUUGCAAGUUGGGUUUGUGGAAAAACCAGCAGCAGUGUAGUUGCUCUGGUGGUGGUAGCGAUGUGGGUAGGCUCCAGUCUUGCAAGGUAUGCACCACUCCCACAGGGUGCUCUUCUUACUCUUCUUUACAUGUCUAUGAAACUACAGGUUGAUUUAAGCUGAAGCUGCGACUGUUAUUUCAUCUUCUUGUAAUAGUUUUUAGCUUCCUUCUUUUCUUUUUUUGUUCUUUAGAAAGUGUUGAUUUAAGCUGAAGCUGCGACUGUUAUUUCAUCUUCUUGUAAUAGUUUUUAGCUUCCUUCUUUUCUUUUUUUGUUCUUUAGAAAGUGUUGUUGUAUAUAUGCUGAUGUUGUAAUACGUAUACUCUCCUGUUGGUAUAUAAAACUCCAGUAUCAACUGGUUUGAUAAAUAGUGCAGAAUUGCAUAUCAGACACUGAAA